Messenger RNA from Parastagonospora nodorum SN15, 618 nucleotides. RefSeq lists its product as hypothetical. Lineage: Eukaryota; Fungi; Ascomycota; Dothideomycetes; Pleosporales; Phaeosphaeriaceae. The transcript has 3 exons. Bases 1 to 618 code for a protein of 205 amino acids. The record is from RefSeq and is a predicted model, not a curated record.
AUGUACAUACAUACUUGUGCGCCGCCGACCACGACGUCUUCAACGCUAGAGAUCCCGGCCUCGUCAUCUCCCCACGUGGCUCGACUUCUUCAUCGACUACGGGCGCCGCUGGCAACAGGAGAGGCGGAAGACGUCGCCCCCGAAGGCUCGCAUGCCUGUCUUGCUGAGCCAGUACGCCGCAUACUGCGCCGGUAUCCCAAGCGAAGGAGGCACCAGAGGACGCUACUGGAUCACAAGGAGAAUGGAAGCAUCGGCCCGCCGUGGACGUUCGAAUGGCAUGGUGACCCGGGCGCGAUCCUCUCGAAAUGGAAAGUAGGCAGCCGCGUCAUCUUAGCCAUUCGCAAGAAGCAGAGGAUUUGGGUGGAAGGCCUGAAGAACCGCCAAUGGGCGAUAGGUCCUCCCACCGCCGGCGGGCCACCGCCAGCAGGUCCUUCUAAUUACGGCGGCAACAGCGCUCACGGCGAUCCCAUUCGAAACGACAAGCCUCCUCCACUACCGUCAAGCGGCAGCCCAGGUGCCGCCGAACCCACUUCCUUCACCGAAGAAAUCGUGCGGUACUGGAACCCUGUCUUCGGUCACAUCUUCGGGGCUCGCGACAUCGACUCCAAGCCGCCUUGA